UCUACUUCCGCUCAGGUGACUCCGGUUUCCCAGCGGAUUCAGUCGUCAACUGAGUGUUUCUCGCUCGGGUUGCAACGCAGUGAGCCAGCGGCCAACUCUCGGAGUUAGCACACGGCUAGCAGGACGCGUCUCCGCUUCCAUUCAGAUCGAGCCUCGUGCACAUCUCGCAUAAAUCUCGGCGGAUUAUUGUUAUCAUUUGCCAUGAAAAAGAUAAAGAGACCCGCAUCUUGACGUCCACUGUGGGGGGGUCAAUGACGGACAGUCGCCCUGUCGGUGACUGACAUGGAUGCAAGUGACAUUAAGGAUGUGAAACUUUCAGCUGAAGUGGAGCCGUUCAUCCCACAGAAGAAAGGUCUCGAAGGAACCCUGGUCGGCAUGAGUCUGUCCGGAGAGCCGGUGGGUGGAGGAGGAGGUGGCGGAGGCCUAGGAGGCGGCAACGGAGAGGUGGAAACUACUCCGAUACCGAGCUACCUCAUCACCUGCUACCCUUUUGUUCAGGAGAACCAACCCAACAGGCAUCAUCAUCCAAUGUACAAUGGAGGGGAGCUGCGCUGGCAGCAGCCCAACCCUGGCCCCGGUGCUCCCUACCUGGCCUACCCGAUCAUGUCUUCUCCUCAACCACCCGUGUCCAGUGACUAUACCUACUACCAGAUCAUGCCCACCCCGUGCCCUCCUGUGAUGGGCUUCUACCAGCCCUUCCCCGGCACCUACACAGGGCCGGUCCAGCCGGGGGUCGUCAACGCAGUCUCUGCAGACGUCGGCGAAAGGCCUCCUCUGCCUCUUGGCCCGGCGUUCGGGAUGCCCAAUCAACGAGCAAGAGCCAUGAUCCGGCCUAAUCUCCCAAAGCAGCAACACUUGGGUGUUAGCCAGGCGGCGAGGGGUCGCCGUCCCCCAAACAGGAGCGUGGCGGUGCAGAAGGAACUGUGCACCGUAGGCCAUGAAGGUUGGACUAAGAGGGUGCUGUUGGUGGAUGCAGCGCAGCAAACUGAUUUGCCAGGUGAGGCGGCCAGUCCGCUGCUGUGGAAGAACCGAACGAAGAGGCAGCCGAUGUCAAACGCGGCUGAAAGCUACAGCGAUCAGGGCACCAGCGAAGCAGAUAUAGACAGCGACAGUGGAUACUGCAGCCCCAAACAUAAACAGACUGCAGGAGUCGCUCAUCGAGCAGCAGAGACGUCAGCACCAUCCAGCGGAGUUGAGACUGGUGUCAUGAAAAGUACAUGGGUAAAUGUAGCGUCACAGGCUACCCAGAAAUCCUGGGGGGACAGGAACGGCCAUUUCCAUAGAGCGGACCAGAGGAAGAAUCCUGAGCAGAGUAACUUCUCGCAGGAUUUCCGCAGUGUCUGUCCAGGACUUGGUCUUCCAAACCAAUCAGAACAAAAACCGCAGCCGUCACCGGUCACAGGCGACGAGAUCACUGCGGAGCCCCUUUACUUUGAAGAUGAAGAUGAGUUCCCAGAUUUACCCACUGGAGCUGGUGUUCAGCGCUGCGCCAAAGGAGAAGUGACGCCAGCACAGACGCAAAUGCAGCCAAAACCGCAGAGAAAUCUGAUAGAAAACCUCGCCGAAAACUCCCCCAUCAACAUUGUCCAGACACCGAUCCCUAUUACCACAUCUGUUCCCAAGAGGGCCAAGAGCCAGAGGAAGAAGGCUCUGGCCGCUGCUGUGGCAACUGCUCAGGAAUACUCUGAGAUAAGCAUGGAACAGCAGAAAUUGCAGGAGGCCCUCAAUAAGGCAGCUGGCAAGAAGAGAAAAACUCCUGUCCCGCUGGACUUGGGAGACAUGCUGGCGGCUUUGGCUAAGCAGCAGCAGGCACUGAAGGCCAAACAAAUCACAAAUACCAAGCCGCUAUCUUUUACAGUUGGAACAGCGACUCCAUUCCACAGUUCAGCUUCAACCAACUUGGCAGCUAUGCUGAAGGGUCAUACUCAACCACACUUGGGCUCCCCGAACACUCUGGACUCCACCGCGCCACGAAUAAAACGAGGGAAGGAGCGCGAGAUCCCCAAAGUCAAGCGACCAACAGCUCUUAAGAAGAUUAUUCUGAAGGAGCGAGAAGGCAAAAAAGGUAAAACGAGCAUGGAUCAAGAGUCGUCAGGCCAAGAAGAUCAUGGGGAUGAUUGUUUGCAUUUUACUGAAGAUCUUUCCCAAGAGCUUGGCUCUCUAGAAGAAAAUGGGCUGAGUGUGCCCAGCGACGCAUCCCUUUCCCCAGCCAGUCAGAAUUCCCCGUACAGCAUCACCCCCGUAUCUCAGGGUUCUCCUUCGAGCUCCGGCAUCGGGAGUCCCAUGGCUUCCAACGCAAUCACAAUAAUCCACAGUCGACGUUUCAGAGAGUACUGUAACCAAGUGCUGAGCAAGGAGAUCGACGAGAGCGUGACACUGCUGCUGCAGGAGCUGGUCCGUUUCCAGGAGCGUGUCUACCAGAAGGACCCCAAGAAGGCCAAGUCCAAACGCCGCCUCGUCAUGGGUCUCCGAGAGGUCACCAAGCACAUGAAGCUGUGCACUAUAAAGUGCGUUAUCAUCUCUCCCAACUGUGAAAAGAUCCAAGCCAAAGGUGGUUUGGAUGAAGCUCUGUACAAUGUCAUCGCUAUGGCUCGAGAGCAGGAGAUACCUUUUGUGUUUGCCUUGGGCAGAAAAGCGCUUGGACGCUGCGUCAACAAACUCGUCGCCGUUAGUGUGGUUGGCAUCUUCAACUACUCUGGAGCUGAGGAGCUAUUCGACCGUCUUGUGUCGCUGACAGAAGAGGCCAGGAAGGCCUACAAGGAAAUGGUGUCGUCCCUGGAGCAGGAACAGCAAGAGGAAGCAUUAAAACACGUCAAGAAAGUCCCGCACUACAUGGGACACUCACGCAACCACUCCGCGGCGUCCGCGACCUCCUUUUGCUCCGUCAUCUCCGAGCCCAUCUCGGAAGUCAAUGAGAAGGAAUAUGAAACCAACUGGAGAAGUAUGGUGGAAGCUUCAGAUGCUCCGGAGCCAGUCGAGGCUGAAAAAAGCGCGCCUUCACCUCCCGCGGCCCCCCACAGAGACAGCGAGACCCCGUCCGCCCACGCAAGCGGCGUCCCCCCGAGGGCGGCGCCCCCACCGCAGGGUCACGGCGAGCGCGACGAGGCCCGUGCCGACGACCGGCUGGAGCUGGCCUCCCAGCAGAGUACGGAGACGGGCUCGCUGGACGGCAGCUGCAGGGGCCCGCUGAACUCCUCCAUCACCUCCACCACCUCCACGCUGGUGCCGGGGAUGUUGGAAGAGGCCGAGGACGAAGACGAGGACGAGGAGGACUACGCGCACGGGCCCAUUUCCGUGGAGGUGCCCACCCACAGCAGCCGCAUCGAGUCGUGGGUGACCACGGCGGUGGAGAACCUGCAGCUGAAAAAGAGCCAAGAGAGCACAGAGGAAGAGGACGAUGAGGAAGAAGAGGGGGAAGAAGAAGAAGAAGAAGAAGAAGAAGAGGAGGACGAGGAGGAGGAGGAAGGCCUUGUUUCCGAGGGUACCACCGACACCAAAGUGGAGACCAAAGAGCAGGCGGGGGCCGGCGAGGUCACGGCGUGACGUCGCUCCUCCUCCUCUUCUCAUUCCCUUCCCGUGAAACCAGCCGCCGUUCUUUUUACAUCGCCAGGCCCUCACGUCAGACAUGAUCUGGCACCUGGGGGCCGAUUUUCCAACGGGUAUGCGUGCGUACAAACGAGCGCAAACAAGACACGGAAGCGGAUCUACUAACCAGUAACCAAUCUUUGAAGUUUUUGACACCUAAAAUACUCGGAUUGACAAGUAAGUAGUAAAAUAUUAAAAUUCUAGUAACAGAAGACCCGUGGGUUCAUCAAAUACAACGGCACGGGUUUUAUUCCUGAAAAAGUAUCGUCGCCGUCAGACGGAAUCCUCACAUCUCCGAAAAUCUGUAUUUCACAGAAUUUAAAAAGAAAAAUCACCAUCUCAAUCAAAGUGGUAUUACAACUUUUGAAUAAAUAAAUAUAAAUAAAUACAUCACAUAAAACUGCACGUCAUAUUUCUCUGAUGUACAGUUGCGCAUCAUUGUCAUAUUGGACCGCUAAAUUAAUCCACAAAUAAAUAAAUAUAUAUAUAUAUAUACAUAUACACAGUUAUAUUGAAAAUAUAGCAUAAAGGACCAGCCAUGCACAUGCCGACCACACCCCAAAAAAAAUGUAACUUCAUGAAAGCAAACCACUGUGGAUACAUAAUUUUUAUUUUUUAAAUCUUACAGUCAGGAGUGAUGCAAUAAAUACAAGAAUGAGCUGGCUUUUAAGCUGUAUAAUCGUUAAAAAUGAAUCUGUACCCAAAUUUACCUUCAUGGCUGACCUGUUCCCGCUGCACUGAAGAAUGAAAUCAAUUUCUUUUGAAAUAAAUGUGUCCCACUUAAGUAAUUUCACAUAAUUCCACCUGGCUCCCACAGAAUUUUUACAACACUUCUCAGACAGUUGACUGUGCAAGAGUUUAGAAUUUCUUCCCAAAACGCAAAUUUGUUCAUAAUUUGUAAAAUUAACAUGGGCAGACCAAUAAUAUUGAGUUGUGAAAAAUCUUAAAUUGACCAUAUUUGGACAUGUGAGGUUGCCGCCUGACAGAAAACGGUUUAACACUCUUCAACCAAUCGAUCUUGGAGCCUUUGAUGGUCACCCUCCUUCCUCAUAACUCAUAAUUUGCGGGUUGGACGAAGCAAACCGGGAGUUGUGUUAAUUCCAAAAUGGUGCAUCACUGCCAUCUACGUGCGACUGGUUUUGCCUCAUUAUUAUUGUCUGCAAGCUUGACAACGACAGUAGAGCAGCACCAGACUCUCCUGCACUCCUCCCCGUUACCAAAAAAGGUAAAAGAUGUGAAAAAAAUUUGGAUUCUAAAAGAUGCAUUAAUACACCCUUGGCACUGAAUGUCUUAACAAAUGGACUUUAUUGGAUUUAAAAAACCAAUGUUAUGCAAUGCGAGAAAAUACAUCUGAUUCCCAUGCACUCCAGAUGAGUGAAAGCAAACAAAACCGAUUUCUUUUCCUGUAAGUCAGUAAUUAGCUUGUUUCCCUCUUACACUUCCAGUUCCAUCACUUCGAACUUCACUCGGUGCUUGCGGUGGUCUCCGCUGAUCUCGGCGCAGCGUGGCGCUCGCUAUUUGGGAUCUCGGUAAACCAAGGCAGUAAUCUCAGGUAUCCCGUCAGCGUAGACCGCCGGCACUCCACGUCGAGAGCAGGUUCAUAAGAAGAGUAAAUAAAUCCGCUAACCACACUUGAAUUCGGAAGAAACCUUCUCAAGUUUUGGCAUCGCAAGUUAAACACUCUGUCUUGUUCAGGUUUUUUUGUGAGCAAGUGUUCCAGAAAACUUCAGAGAUCCCGUGACCCCUGAGUUCUCGUCUUAUUUGAGCGCAGACCACUUACAGCUCCAUGCGUUUGUGUGAGGGUUUGUUUACAGGCACAUCGCUUCCAUUUACUUUGCCGUGUUUAUGAGCUUUACCCAUUUGUACAUAUCGUUUCUUACGAGCGCUUCUUCGUAUAACCUCCUUGCUCCGCGAGGGCGAGGACGGAAAGGUUUUAUUUUUUUUUUUUUUUUUUAUUAUGGGAUCGCUCGACUGGUCUCCAGUUUUCCCCGCAGAACAUUAUCGUCCCUGUGCUCGAACGGGCUUGCUCAAAUGACUCCCAUCAGUCCGCGGCGGCGACUGUUUUAUAAUGUUUGAAUAAGUGCUUUCCCCAUUCCGCGUUCAGACAACUUAACGCGAUUUAACUUCUAAGAAGCAAAAAAAAAAAAAAAAAACAGUAGCGUCUCUGUGUACAGUGUUGGUUUGGCAUAACGAUCUCGCUGUGUCGCCCGUCAGUGUUUCGGUAUAAACAGUCGCCGUUUAUUCUCCGGGGGCUUUCUACUAAAGUCUUUUCCUACGGAGGCAGGGUAAUGUCGGGUUUUAAUACAUUUUCUAAUUUAUAAUCCAAACUAGGGUGUUUUGUUCGAAAAGGAAGUUGUGCCUGUGUUUGGGGUGUGUUACUUAGCAUUCGGAGUGAUAACUUG
Syngnathoides biaculeatus (alligator pipefish) is the source of this 5987-nucleotide messenger RNA. RefSeq names its product SECIS binding protein 2-like (gene secisbp2l). The coding region runs from base 283 to 3543 and encodes 1086 amino acids. Lineage: Eukaryota; Metazoa; Chordata; Actinopteri; Syngnathiformes; Syngnathidae. Gene Ontology annotation, biological process: selenocysteine incorporation. The record is from RefSeq and is a predicted model, not a curated record. Gene Ontology annotation, molecular function: mRNA 3'-UTR binding; ribonucleoprotein complex binding; selenocysteine insertion sequence binding. Gene Ontology annotation, cellular component: ribonucleoprotein complex. The transcript has 18 exons.